AUGUCAUCAUAUCAGUUUCCACAGAUUGAAUCAUCAGCUGAUAUUCCUAUUUGCUUGUACGAGACAAACGGUAGAUUAAUUUAUGGUACUGAAAAAGAAUUACACGAAAUGGAAAAAAAUGCAUUGUUAGGCGUAUUUCCGAAAAUUGAAGAUAAGUUGCUGAAUCGAUUACAACAAUCGUUAUCACGUGAUAGUAUUGGCGAAACUUUUGUUGACAAUCAGCAAAGUCGAUUUCAACAAACCUUGAAUAGUUGGGCAGCCAAAGGUAUCGAUAGUCUGAUGGAUAGUGUUAGAAAUGCUAUGAGUGGUAUUAUUCCUUAUAGUGACUGGCUUUCAUCCGCAGGUCAAAUCUUCAGAAAAGCUCAGAUUGAUAUCACUAAUGUUUUUGCAAAAUCUGAAGAAAGCCUAUAUGAUUCCAUCAUGCAGACCUCAUCUACAUUAAAUUGGUUGACAAAUUGGACUCGUUGUAUUGCAAUACAUAAUAGUGGUCAUCGAAUUGCAAUAUGCCAAAAUAACGAUUGCAUCAGAAUAUUUUGUUGCGGCUCUAAUAGAUUACCUAUUACAUUAAAGCACCAAUAUCAGCAGAAUGUAACUGAUAUGGCUUGGAAGCCUUUUGAUCGUAUGGUUCUAGCAGUGGCUUGUACUCAUGCUGUGUUAAUUUGGAAGCUUGACAAACAAAACUGGAAUAUUCGUCCUUCAGUCAGUUGCGCAGACGUCAUCGAAAUGUCAUCACUUGCUCCAAUCACACAAUGUUUUUGGGAUUCUCUUUUUGAUCAAGCACUUUUUGUUGUUUCAACAUCAUCAUCAUGUUUGCAAGUUCUGGAUACAAGUAAUGGUGAAAGCGAAUUAGUUGGUUCAUGGGCUGGUGGUCGUAUUCGUCAUGUAUGGAUUUCCCCUAAUGGUGGUAAAAUAGCUAUUGCUUAUGACGGAAAUGUUAUAAGUGUUUACGAUCGUCAUUCAUGGCACGAAGAACGAUGGAAAAAACUGAAAGGUCUUUGUAUAGCAGCAGCUUGGACUCCCUUAAGUGAUGUAUUUUUUUUUGCAACACGUGGUGAACCCUUCAUUCGUGGUAUUCAUUUUAUUAAAAAACUACAAAAUACAGAGAAUGAUCAAUUAUCAUAUGGAUCGGAGAUUGCUGUUCUUGUAUAUGAUCUUUCAAAAAUGAUAUUAGAAAAUAAUGGUAACGGUGAUAGCACUAGUAGUAAGAGUACAUACAAGGUUGGUGGAUAUAUUCGUGAUAUGAAGAUUUCUCCUGAUGGACAGCGUAUCGCUGUUACUUUCAGUGAAAAUCCGACAAUUAUUGCUCUAUUUGUGGUUGAAACAAUGCCAUCAUUCUUUUUUGCUCCAUGUGGAUUAAUAAAUGGCGCAGUAAAUUUUGGACCAGCAACCAUUUUGUCAUUUUUCCCAAAAUUUCAGUAUGGCUCGUUGUUAAUUGUUGUUUGGCUUGCUGGGAAGAUACAAUACAUUCCAUUAUUUUAUGGUUAUUUUGCCAAUGAAGGAAUUUAUUUAAAUCGGAUCAAAAAAGAGAAGUUAUUGGGUGAAAUUCCAGUAGAACAGUUACUGGUCCGAGAAUCAGAGUUUUCUGGAAGGAUAAAUUCAAAAAUUGAUGAUCAAAUGCAAAAAAAGGGACUGGAUAGUAGUGGUUGUCCUAGUCGAGAACGUACUAAUAUAAAUUCAAAGGCAACAUUAGAUGUGGAUACAGAGCUGUUCUCUUCAGUAGGAUUGUACGAUUUAUUAACUCGGAAAAGUGUUGAGGAAAAAAAUUAA
Brugia malayi is the source of this 1767-nucleotide messenger RNA. RefSeq lists its product as uncharacterized. The record is from RefSeq and is a predicted model, not a curated record. Gene Ontology annotation, biological process: nucleocytoplasmic transport. Gene Ontology annotation, cellular component: nuclear pore. Gene Ontology annotation, molecular function: protein binding. Bases 1 to 1767 code for a protein of 588 amino acids. The transcript has 11 exons. NCBI's taxonomy places the organism in Eukaryota, Metazoa, Nematoda, Chromadorea, Rhabditida, Onchocercidae.